CUUUUCCUUAAAUACCGCUAUUUCGUUAAGGUAUACAUUGACAAUAUUAUUAUCUUUAGGAAAACAAAGGAGGAAUACCUAGAAUACCUAUACACCGUUUACGAAAUCCUUAACAAGGCUUAUAUUCAUAUUAACGCUACUAAAUCUCUUAUAGGAUACCUGGCUAUAAGACUCCUUAGGUAUAUUAUAAAUAGCAAAAACAUUGCUAAAACCGACGACUAUAUUACUACCUUUAAGAAGCUAAAGUUCCUAGACACUCUCGAUAGCUUAGAGCAUUACCUUAGGAUAGCUAGAUAG
Messenger RNA from Thermothelomyces thermophilus ATCC 42464, 297 nucleotides. RefSeq lists its product as uncharacterized. The record is from RefSeq and is a predicted model, not a curated record. The annotation marks the transcript as partial. The transcript has a single exon. NCBI's taxonomy places the organism in Eukaryota, Fungi, Ascomycota, Sordariomycetes, Sordariales, Chaetomiaceae.